Messenger RNA from Parastagonospora nodorum SN15, 243 nucleotides. RefSeq lists its product as hypothetical. The record is from RefSeq and is a predicted model, not a curated record. The transcript is spliced from 2 exons. Bases 1 to 243 code for a protein of 80 amino acids. Lineage: Eukaryota; Fungi; Ascomycota; Dothideomycetes; Pleosporales; Phaeosphaeriaceae.
AUGUCUGCUUCCUUGUCAGAACCAUUAAGAGCCACCAAAGAUAGAGUCAGGCUUUGUACACAACGCCGUGUAGCACCCCGUUCUCGCAUGUAUCUGGCACACAAGACUGCUAUGGCUCGACUGGAGGUCGAUCUGCAAAGUUGGGCAAGAACUCCUGUGGCACAGGCAGCAUGUGUACCUGCCCCCAUGGAUGAUUUCGCACCAAAGGUCGACUGCGUCUACCGUGCACGAAGACCGAAUUAA